AAGCAGCAAAGCAAAGCAAAGGUCGCUCUUUUACUUUGCUCUCUUUCACGACCAAAGUUGGUCACUAUCACACUCUCCAAAUCUCUCUUAACGAGCAAACGACGAUCAUUUUCUUCGUGGGGGCAUUUGUGAUCUUUGCGUGUGGGGAGUGUCCAAAUCCCCCCAGGCAGCAAGAGAGUAGCAACUCCUCUGUCCGGUCAGGCUGGAAAGCGCGCGUCCAGAAAUUGGAUUGCUUUCUUUCUUCUGAGCGCCGAGACCCCUCUCUCUCUCUCUCUUUUCUUCCCUCUUUUCUCUCUUGCAGCUUUUUGUUUCGUGGGCAUUCGCUGGAGCGCGCAGGACACAUUCUUGCCGGGCUGGGCCGAUCGAGCAAGCAAUUGGGUCACUGGAUUUGUCGUGCUGCUCUACUGGGUGGGAUUUGCGAGCCAGAGAGUAAAAAGGAUUGGUUUCUCAUGCCUAGGGGGAGAUGAUCAUAUCUGAUCAACCAAAGUCAAGGAUAAGUGGACAGCGACUGGCCAGGAUGAGAGAAGAGCCGAGAGGAGAAAAGAGAGACCUUUCUCCAUCUUUCUUUCCCCUUUGUGUGGUAGUGGCUUAGCUCCUCUAGCUAGCGCUGGAUAAUUCCAAUCCAGAUAGAUGGUUGGAAUUGGAUCUGAGGAGCUCUUGAUCUUGUCGCUCGCCAAGAGAUGAGGAGCGCUACUGGUGAAUGGAGAUCCGCGAGGUUCCAGAGGUGUCACCUCCAAACGGCGGUGCCAAGUCUUAUAGCCAUCGCUCGCAUUCUUCGUCCUCUCGAGGUUCUAUCAAAGGCGCUGUUGGAGCGAGAAAGAUCAAAAACUCGGGUAGCGAGGAACAAAAGGCUCCGGAGCAGCAGCCCCGCAUCUCUCCGGAGCGACCACCUCGCCCAUUUCUCAAGACCAGCUUCGGCCAGAGGCUAAGUGCUCAAUGCGGCUCAGUUUUCUUCGAUACUACAAGUUAUUCCCAUCAAGCUCCACUGGCUAGUACGACCAGGAAUCACAACGAUCAUGGGGGCCAACCUUUAGUGGAAGGAUCAUCGCUAGGAACAGGAGGAGAUAGGACCAAGUUGCGAUCAACUGGAAACAGUCACAGUGCCAGCGGUCGCGGGAGCUCGGGGCUCUCGGAAGCGGACGUCAGAGGCAUGGCUCUGGUUGCAACUGCUACUCCCGAGGUUCCAGCGUUUCGUCCCGGAUCAAACUCACAACAACAACAACAAGCGCUGAAGUUAUGGGGUGGUGCGAUUCCAAAGCAGCGAGCCAUAGCCAUGGUUGGACAGCUCGCUACUUCGUCGAGGGUUAGCACUGAUACUUUCAGCUUCGGUGGUGGUGUACGUGAUCGCUCUUCCAAGAGAGAUGGUUCUCCUCUGGGACGAACAGCAUCGACUAGUCCAGCGCCUCCAGUGCAGCCUCCAGUGCAGGAGCAGGAAAAUGAAAAGGAGACAAAGGUGGUGAACAAAGACGCGGGUUUGCAGCUGGUUCCACCAAAGCUGGAAUUUUGCGACGAGGAAAAGAACAAGCCCCAAGCUGUAAGAUCGUCCUCCGAGCUAGAGCUGGAAGAGGCUCGUAAGGAGAUGAUGCUGAUGGCCAGUGGCUCAGGAGCUGCAUUGAGCGGACGACACUCGCAGACGAGCUUGAACUUGGCGCACGUAAAGACCGAAGUCGACGAUCAAACGAUGAUCCUCUCGGGAGCUAAGCCAGGCAGGGAGAGCAGUAGCUUGCCAAGGUGUAGCACAGAUAUCCUCCAGCCAGCUCCACUCUCCACUGCCGCAGACUCGGAAGCUCCAAAUCUCAGCGAGCUUGGAGCUGCUCAAGCAGCCAAGGCUCGGCCAUCUUUCAAAAACGACUGUGGCUUCCUCAAGCUUCUUCCUUCCAAGCGGAAGUUCGAAGUGGAGCACGACCAGGCAUCUCCACUCCAGAAAACAGCGAGCUAUGUGCUGGCCGAUAGCGAGAACGCCGGAUUGAGGUUGAGUUCCAACAGCAGCUCUGGCAUCCCGCCGAUCCGGAAGAGUCUUCUCGUCCAUCUCGCUGAUAAGCCAAAGCAAGUGGCAAACGAGGUGACCAGGAAUCUUUCGAACUCCAAGGAGAGAUGCUCGGACCAGUUUGCCGCUGCUGCUAGUGCACAAAAACCAGUCGUCGGCUCCUUCAUGAAGUGGAUGAUCGACGUCGGCAAAGGCCUGGCGAAGAAGAGAUGCUUUGGCUCCGAGGCAACAGCCGCUCCAUCCACCGAGCUCGGAUCUCCAGUGGGAGGACUUUGCUCCAGUGUAGACUUGCGGCUGGAAUCGUCCUCCAAGGCCAAGGACCACGAUCUCGUGCUCUCGCCACCUUUGAUGAAGCGUUUCCCCGACGAGCAUGCGGUGUCUCCCCAGAGCAUGGAUUGCACAGACGAUGGUGCGCAUCACAAGGAAGCAUCGGAGAUGCAAACUUCUGGUGACGAGCAGCAGCAGCGAGUGCAGCAGCGGCAGCGGCAGGAGCAGCAAGAUGGAGGAGAGCACGAAAAGAGCGAGAGGCGACGAGAUUUCUCCUCGCGGGAGGAGCCUCAAGCAUCGGGUGAUGGUAACGAAGGCGGUGGUAACAGUACCAAUGCGACGGAAGGCACCACGCGCUCUAGUGGCCCUCCCGAGCAGCUAAAAGACGGCAAAAGAACCAAAGAGCAUGCGUCCAAAUCUCUGGCACAGCAACAGCAUCAACUUCUCAAACAAGAUCAAGAUCAAGACCAAGCUCAAGCUCCAGCUCAAGCUCAAGCUCAAGAUCUCCUGGAAGAUCGCGCUCAUGCUUCCCAGGAGGAGCAGCAUCUCAAGCAAGAGCAGCAAGACGCUUCCAAGUCCAAGUCUGGUGGUGGCGAGGAGGCAUCCUUUGGUAUGUGGCAAGCCGCUUCGUGUCUCAUACCAUCUCAGGGGCAGCAAGAGAAGAGUUCCAAGCUCCAAAGAUCAUCCACAGGUAACCGUAGCAAGGCUCGCAACUUAGCAGCAGCUUUGGAUGGAUCGGGUGAUCCCGAGUGCUCGCAAGGCAUGGCCGAGUUCGUAGCGAGCAUGGCGACGGUCAAGAACUGGGUGAACGCGAGCUUCAAGCCCAAGGACAAGGCGGCCAUCUCGAGCGCGUCGAGGUCAUGCAGCUUUUGCGGACUCAAGGGCCAUUCGGUCAUGGAUUGCUCCGAGACGCUCGAGUGCGAACUUAAAGAGCUGGAGAGGCGAGCGCUCGUUCUCGAGGACAUGAGUAGCGAGGUCCUCGACUUCCCUUGCUUGAGGUGCUUGGGGAUGGGACACUUGGGAGCUCAGUGUCGAUUCUCGGUCACCGAGGCGGCGUCUCGAGCUCGAGAGAACAGUGAGAUGAGGAACUGGAGAUUCAUGAGGAGGAACUCUAGCAACGUCGUCAACACCACCAUCGUCGUCAAGCCGUCCGUGACCAGCGUAACAGUACCUGCGAAUCCAAGUCUUGUGCUCGUGGAUCACGCAAAAGCUAGUCCCGCUGCCAGCAUUCCUCCGGUUGUAUGGACUCAAAGCACCAACCUCGUUCCACAAUCGGGUAACUUGUCUAUAGCUCCGCUUCACGAGCCCGAUCACAAGGUUGCGAGAGCCAAAGAUCAAAGAAAGAACGAGGAGAGUCCCAAGGACAACACUCACAAGAAAGUUGGCCUCCAAAGGACUGGAACUCCGGCUAAGAAAGCGGCAGCUCCGCAAACCAGUGAAACACUUCCCAGCGUUCCCAAAGACAUGCUUGCUGCUAUCGAGUCCGUGAGGCUGUCAAGGUCCGAGCUAUGGAGAUGGAUGGAUUCUCCAGACUUCAACACAAAUGUGCGAGGCUUCUUCUUGCGGCUAAGGUUUGGAAGAUGGGAGAAAGAUCUUGGUGGAACCGGCUACAGGAUGGCACGAAUACGAGGAGCCAUCCGGAAGCUAGGUGGUGACGACAAGAACAUGUCCGUCUCCGUGGAUCUUGGAGACAUGGAGUGCACAGUGGACAGUCAGUACGUCUCGAAUCACUCCUUCACAGAGGCGGAGCUUGUGGAAUGGUGGAGGGGACGAUGGAAGGCUGGCAAGCGACUCAUCCCCGAGGCCGAGCUACAGGCGAAGCUCGCGCAGCGUCACAACUGGUAGGAUUUUGUAUAGCGCUUAUAUAAAUCUUCCAAAGGAUCGAGUUUAGUCUAGAUUUUGGAACAA
This is a messenger RNA of Selaginella moellendorffii, 4162 nucleotides long. RefSeq lists its product as uncharacterized. NCBI's taxonomy places the organism in Eukaryota, Viridiplantae, Streptophyta, Lycopodiopsida, Selaginellales, Selaginellaceae. The transcript is spliced from 8 exons. Gene Ontology annotation, molecular function: zinc ion binding; DNA binding. The record is from RefSeq and is a predicted model, not a curated record. The coding region runs from base 701 to 4099 and encodes 1132 amino acids.